Molecule: messenger RNA, 7316 nt
Organism: Haemorhous mexicanus (house finch)
Lineage: Eukaryota; Metazoa; Chordata; Aves; Passeriformes; Fringillidae
Gene: ADAMTS7
Product: ADAM metallopeptidase with thrombospondin type 1 motif 7
Exons: 24
Coding region: 1-5517 (1838 amino acids)
Biological process (GO): proteolysis; extracellular matrix organization
Cellular component (GO): extracellular matrix
Molecular function (GO): metalloendopeptidase activity
Source: RefSeq, a predicted model, not a curated record
AUGGCGGCCCCGGCCGCGCUGCGCCCGCUCCUGCCCCUCGUCCCCGUGGCCGCCGCGCUGGCGCUGGCCGCGGGCGGGGGCACCGCGGGGACAGAGCCGCGCUCCGGCAGCGACAUCGUCCAUCCCAUCAAGGUCGACGAGAGCGGAGCCUUCCUGUCCUACGACUUGUCCCACCGGGCCCUUCACCGGAGGUCUCCUGCCUCCAGGAGCAAGCUCCCCGCCUUCUACGAGCUGCAGUACCGAGGGCAACCCCUGAAAUUCAACCUGAGCCUCAACAGGCACCUCCUGGCCCCGGGCUUUGUCAGCGAGAGGCGUUUCGGGGGCAUCGCCGGCGCCAAGAUCCAGCCCCGCUCCUACAACCCGUGCCAUAUGAUCGGGGAGGUGCGGGGCCGGGCGCGGCAGGCGGGGCUGGCUGCCCUCAGCACCUGCGAUGGCCUGAAAGGUGUGUUUCAGCUCAUGAACGAGGACUAUUUCAUCGAGCCCGUGUCCAGCAGCCCCCGGGAGGAGGGAGCAGCACAGCCCCACAGGAUCUACAAGCGCCAGGUGCCCAAGGCCAGGGCUGAGCAGGGCAGGAGCCCCCCGGCCCCGCGGGAGUCCUGUGGUGUGCCAGAGUCUCAGGAAAGCCUGGAGUGGUCUGAGCGGCGCAGGGAGAGGUGGGAGCAGAAGCAGCACAGGAGGAGAAGGAUCAAGCAGCGCUCCAUCAGCAGGGAGAAGUGGGUGGAGACGCUGGUGGUGGCAGACCCCAAGAUGGUGGAGUUCCAUGGCAGUGCCAACAUCGAGAAGUACGUGCUGACCGUCAUGAACAUGGUGGCAGGGCUGUUCCACCACGCCAGCAUCGGGAACCCCAUCAACAUCGCCAUAGUGCGGCUGAUCCUGCUGGAGCACGAGGAGGAGGACCUGAAGAUCUCCCACCAUGCAGACAACACCUUGAAAAGCUUCUGCAAGUGGCAGAAGAGCAUCAACGUGAAGGGAGACUCCCACCCCCUGCACCACGACGUCGCCGUGCUGCUCACCAGGAAGGACAUCUGUGCUGCCAUGAACAGGCCCUGUGAGACCUUGGGGCUGUCCCACGUGGCCGGGAUGUGCCAGCCCCACCGGAGCUGCAACAUCAACGAGGACACGGGGCUGCCGCUCGCCUUCACCGUGGCCCACGAGCUGGGACACAGUUUUGGGAUUCAGCAUGAUGGAAGCAGCAAUGACUGUGAGCCAGUUGGGAAAAGACCUUUCAUCAUGUCUCCACAGCUCCUGUAUGACACGUCCCCACUCACCUGGUCCCGCUGCAGCCGCGAGUACAUCACACGCUUCCUCGACCGGGGCUGGGGGCUGUGCCUGGAUGACCCCCCGGCCCGGGAGCUGCUGGACUUUCCCCUGGUGCCCCCGGGUGUCCUGUACGACGUGGGCCACCAGUGCCGGCUGCAGUACGGCCCCUACUCCACCUUCUGUGAUGACAUGGACAGUGUCUGCAGCACGCUGUGGUGCACGGUGGGGAACACGUGUCACUCCAAGCUGGAUGCAGCUGUGGAUGGCACAGCCUGUGGGGAGAGCAAGUGGUGCUUCAACGGCGAGUGUGUUCCCGUGGGCUUCCGGCCCGAGCCCAUCGACGGCGGCUGGAGCUCCUGGAGCGCCUGGGCCUCCUGCUCCCGCAGCUGUGGAGCGGGAGUGCAGAGUGCUGAGAGGCACUGCAGCCACCCCACGCCCAAGUACGGGGGCCGGUACUGCCUGGGCGAGCGCAAGCGGUUCCGGAUCUGCAACGUGCGGCGCUGCCCCCCGGACAAGCCCUCCUUCCGCCAGGUCCAGUGCAGCCAGUUCAACCCCAUGCUCUACAAAGGGAAGCUCUACAAGUGGACACCAGUGCCCAACAACAUGAACCCCUGCGAGCUGCACUGCCGGCCCGAGCACGAGUACUUUGCGGAGAAGCUGCGGGACGCGGUGGUGGACGGCACGCCCUGCUACGACAGCGACGCCAGCCGCGACGUCUGCAUCAACGGCAUCUGCAAGAACGUGGGCUGUGACUACGAGAUCGACUCGCACGCCGUGGAGGAUCGCUGCGGGGUGUGCCACGGGGACGGCUCCACCUGCCACACCGUCCACAAGACCUUCGAGGACAGCGAGGGGCUGGGUUACGUGGACAUUGGGAUUAUCCCCGUGGGAGCCCGGGAGAUCCGGAUUGAAGAGGUGGCAGAAGCUGGGAAUUUCCUGGCACUGAGGAGCGAGGACCCCGAGAAGUAUUUCCUGAAUGGAGGCUGGACCAUCCAGUGGAACGGGGACUACAGGGUGGCAGGGACCACCUUCACCUACAAGAGGACAGGCAACUGGGAGAACCUCACCUCUCCGGGGCCCACCGUGGAGCCCGUGUGGAUCCAGCUGCUGUUCCAGGAGACCAACCCCGGGGUGAGGUACCAGUACACGAUCCAGCGCCCGGCUGACAGUGAGAACGAGAUCGAGCAGCCCGAGUUCCUGUGGCGCUUUGGCUCCUGGACCACCUGCACGGCCACCUGUGGGACAGGGGUGCAGCGGCAGGUGGUGCACUGCGUGGAGAGGCUGGCGGGCCUGGUGGAGGAGCGGUUCUGCGACGCGCUGACGCGCCCCGACGACCAGCAGCGCACCUGCAGCGAGGAGCCCUGCCCGGCCAGGUGGUGGGUGGGUGAGUGGCAGCAGUGCUCAGCCACGUGUGGCCGGGCAGGGCUGAUGAAGAGGACGGUGCUGUGCAUCCAGAGCGUGGGGCUGGAUGAGCAGAGGGCCCUGCAGCCAGCAGACUGCCAGCACCUCACCAAGCCAGAUGCCACCAUGCCCUGCCACCCAGAGGUCCCCUGUCCCUCCCCGUGGGCUGUGGGCAACUGGUCUGAGUGCUCAGUGACCUGUGGGAACGGGACCCAGAGGCGCCCAGUGCACUGCAGCAACAGCACUGGGACCCCGUGUGACCCUGCCCAGAGACCCAGCCCCGAGAGGGUUUGCUCCUUGCCACAGUGCCACCAGAAAUGGGACAGCACGGACUGGUCUGGCAGCGGCUCCUCCAGCAGGGAGAUGUUUAAUGAAAUCCAUUACAUCCCCAGCAGCCACCUUCCUAAAUUUAACCCCUUAAUCCCAAACGUCCCAGAGCCCAACGAUGUCAACGUCAUCACGGAGGAGGACUUCUCAGCCAGGAAAGGAAAUGUCUUUGUUGAUGACUUUUACUACGAUUAUAACUUUAUCAACUUCCACGAGGAUCUGUCCUACUAUCCCUUCACGGAGAAGGAGAGCAAAGGCGAGGAGCCAAAGGCAGAGCUGAGCACUGAUGGCACGGAGGGGCCCUGGGAGCUGCCCACCGAAGCCCCGCUCCCCACCGGGCUGGGAGGAGAGAGCCAGGAGCAGCCAGGCCCCGAGGAGGAGCACACUUCUGCCCCUGUGCACGGGCGGGACACAGAACCUGGGGAUUUGGCCACGAAUGACCUCCUGAGCGUGGUCCCCGAGGGUGUGGGAUCAGCCACUCCCCGAUACACCACCCCUGGCUUUUUGGGAGAGGAGGAGGAGGAGGAGGAUACGGUGCCUGUGCCCCACUCUGAGCACCACCCGCCCACCCAGAGCCCCGUGAGCCACGACUCUGCCAACCACGGCCACCCAGGGCCCUGGGAUGAGCUCCACAGAGCUGUGCCCAGCAGGAGCAGCCUUGGGCAGGAUGUCCCUGCUCCCUGGGGUCCCCACCCAGCUGAUGUGGGCUGGGGCAGUGCCCGGGUGGAUGUGUCCCUUGGGCCAGCAGCACGUGGCAGCAGCAGCGAGGGCCGUGUGAGCACACAGGGACAUGGCACAGCUGGGUCUGCAGGGAGAGGCCACGGUGACUCCAGGGAAAUGGCUCUGGCCACCAGCAGUGACGCUCAUGGUGCAGCCCCGCAGCCCACCGAGCAGCACGGGUGGGCAGGGAUGCCAGAGGGCAUGCUGGACACGUGGGCAGGAGGGCAAUCCCAUGGCAUGGAGAGGGCAGAUCUUGCCUUGCCCACCCCGCAGGCCUCGGGCUGGGAGGUGGCAGGGAGUGCUGGCAGCCCCCACCCUGCCGUGAGUCCCCCUCCUGUGGGUGCUGAUGGGGCUCCCAUGGGACAGGGGGGACACUGGCCAGCGCUCCCCAGCCCCACAGCCCCCACCUCAACCCCCUCGGUGGCCACAACAGCCCCUCCAGUGUCCUUGUCCCCUGCCAUGCCCAGGCCAGCCACCCAGCUCACCUCCAGCGGCCUUACCCAGCGGGAUGUCCUGGGCCCAGCCAUGGCCACAGCCCCAGCUCAUGGCCCACCUGCCCACACUGCAGGGCCCCCCCUGGCAUGGGGGACAGAGGGGGUGUCCCAGCCCCCGGAUCUGGCACCGCCCCGCACCAAGCUGACCUCCCAUGGGACCCCACUCAGCAUCCCUGCUCCGAGGGACCCCUCACCGUGGGCACCCCCAGGGACAUCAACGAGGGACCCCUCACCGUGGGCACCCCCAGGGACAUCAACGAGGGACCCCUCACCGUGGGCACCCCCAGGGACAUCAACGAGGGACCCCUCACCGUGGGCACCCCCAGGGACACCUGCCUCCAGUGACAGAGGGCAGGAGUUGUCCCAGCCCAGCCCUUUGCCCCCCUUGCUCUGGGAGAAGAGGCUGGAGGAGGAGGAGGAGGAGGAGGAGGAGGAGGAGGAGGCUCUGCUUCCACCAUCACCCCCCACAGCAGCCACUGCCAAGCCCAGCUGGGAGGUCGGGAACUGGAGUGAGUGCUCGGCCACGUGCGGCCUGGGCGCGGUGUGGCGGCCGGUGCGCUGCAGCAGUGGCACUGACGGUGGCUGUCCCGCGGCCGACAGACCCGUCCCCGCCCGGAGGUGCUCCCUGAGACCCUGCUCGGCCUGGCGUGUGGGCACCUGGAGCAAGUGCUCCAGGAGCUGUGGUGGUGGCACCAAGGUGCGGGACGUUCACUGCGUUGACACCCGGGACCAGCGGCUGCUGCGGCCCUUCCACUGCCAGGCAGGGCUGGCACAGCCCCCGGCACAGCUGCCCUGCCACAGUGCCCCGUGCCUGGACUGGUACACGUCCUCCUGGAGAGAGUGCUCGGAGCCCUGUGGCGGCGGGGAGCAGGCCCGGCUGGUGACGUGCCCGGAGCCGGGGCGCUGCCAGGAGAGCCUGAGGCCCAACAGCACCCGGCCCUGCAACAGCCAGCCCUGCACCACCUGGGUGGUGGGCUCCUGGGGACAGUGCUCGGCUCCCUGCGGAGGGGGCAUCCAGCAGCGCCAGGUGAAGUGCAUCGACACCAGGACCGGGGUGGCCGAGGAGGACAGCAGCCUGUGUGACCACGAGCCGUGGCCAGAGAGCACCCAGAAGUGCAACCCCCAGGAGUGCGACAGCUCCGAGCCAGGUGUCCCCUGCGAGCGCGACCGCCUGAGCUUCGCCUUCUGCCAGACGCUGCGGCUGCUGGGCCGGUGCCCCCUGCCCACCGUGCGCGCCCAGUGCUGCCGCAGCUGCCAGCAGGGGCUGCCAGCGCCCGGCCACCAGCGCGGCCACCAGCGCCUGUCCCGCAGGUGACAGCACCGUGCCCAGGCUGCCGGGCCCCGCCGCGCUCCGUGCGCCCGGGGCUGCCCGGCUCUGUCACUCGUGCUACUCUAGCGGUGCUCAAACCAUGCCCGGGGCUGCCCGGCUCUGUCACUCGUGCUACUCUAGCGGUGCUCAAACCAUGCCCGGGGCUGCUGGGGCUGGGCUGCUCCCCACCCACAGUCCAGGGCAUGCAGCCGGGGGCACCCUGCCCCGCACCAGAGGGAAAGGGGAACUGAAAGCAGCAAUAAUUUGGGGAAGACCUCUCAGAAAUGCUUAUGGUGCUAUCAUUUGACGUUUGCAGCCUCUCGAAGGUGUUGGCUGGCCAGCACGAACCUUGGUUUUUAUUAUUAUUUUUGUAUCUCUGAGGUGAGCAUCCAGCAUUCCACCGGCUCUGCCGACCCGUUGGGGUAGGGAUUUUUUUUUUUUUCCUUUAAGGGACUUGAAGCUGGCAACCCACUCCUGUAAUUUUCAUUAAAAUGUUUACGCACUGAAGCUAAAUAGAUUUAAUUUAAGAAGUGGAGGCAGGGCAGAGGAAUAAAGUUUCAGCUUCAGUUGGGGCUGUGCAGGGCUCUGUCUCCCCACUGCUGGCUUCCUCUGCCCAAGCCAUUGCUGUGUCCCUCUGGAGCAGAGGGCACCACCAGGGACACCGAGGUUUGGAGUCCACCAGGGCAUUCCCUUGCAUGCAUUUGGGCAGGAGAGGAAAGCUGCCCUGGCAGUGAGUGGCACAUCCCCUCCCUCGUGGGCAGCCAAGUGCUCAGUCCCUGGAUUUCUGUAUGUGUAGCAGUGUAAUGCUUGGUUAAGGUGUUUUUCUGUGGCCUUACGGGCUGAACCCUUUUUUCCCUGCAUAUCUAGAUUCUCCUCUGUUAAGGUUAGCUGAUUUUUAACUAGAAUAUCCAAUUUACUCUGAGGCACAGCCCCUACUGCCUGCUCCCAGAGCGGUGUGGGAACAAAUCCCUCCCUGUCUCGGGGAGGGAUUCCUGCCAGGUUGGUCUCUGGAGGAGGGCAGGAGCGUUUAGGUAGGAAUUCCUUUCCCUAUUACUUUUCAGGCUGUGGAGGGUGCCCAGAAACUGGGGGACCCUGAAGGGCAAUCCCCCCUGCAUGGGCAGAGUCAGGCUGGAGCCCAUCCCGGGCUGCAGAGCUCCAGGUGCAGCUCCCUGGGCUGGCGGGGGCAGCAGCACUCAGCCCGAACUCCUGUGUGUGAUUUGUAUGUAAAACACAAGCCAUGACCUCGCCACUUGUGCUUUAUUCCGUUCCAAGGUGGUGUAAAGUUUUUAUGGUCCAAGAACCUGUGUCCAGUCCUGGUGUCCUUGUCCCCAGCACCAUCUGUCCCACACCAGGAUUGCAAAGGGACGACCCUCGUGUUGGGGUCUCAUGGCCACAGCUCACAAAGUGUGUUAAAUUAAACACUUACUGAAGGAAGCAGGUGGGUUUCACAUUUUCUCUUCCCCGUGGGGAAUUCCGAAGGUUUUCAGCUAAUUGGAGAUGGUUCAGGCACUGGCAGCAGGAAGGAAAGAUCAGUUUGCAUCUGAAAAUCAUUCCCAGCUGCCCUUUACAACUGGGAUUUGUUGAUUAAAACAUGAGCCGGGUUGAUGGGGUAAAUCAGUUCUGCAAAUCAAUUUAUUUGUGCACAGGACCUGGUGAGCCCCUCCUGCAGUGCCUCUCCACGUGCAGGGUCCCAGCUGUGGCUGAGGGCACGGGAUAAUCCUUCCUGGGGACACCAGGACAUUUUUAGCCACAUAAGAAGCACGGAAACUGCAUUAUCAGUGACAAUAAAACACAUCUGGCUUAAA